Molecule: messenger RNA, 513 nt
Organism: Sparassis crispa
Lineage: Eukaryota; Fungi; Basidiomycota; Agaricomycetes; Polyporales; Sparassidaceae
Product: J-type co-chaperone JAC1, mitochondrial
Exons: 3
Coding region: 1-513 (170 amino acids)
Biological process (GO): [2Fe-2S] cluster assembly; protein complex oligomerization
Cellular component (GO): mitochondrion
Molecular function (GO): protein-folding chaperone binding; ATPase activator activity
Source: RefSeq, a predicted model, not a curated record
AUGUCACACCACGAUAUACUUGGGGCUGCAUAUGACCCAAACCCUUUUGUGGUGGAUCAGUCGGAGCUCAAGGAUCGGUUUAGAAACCUCCAAUCUAUCAUCCACCCCGAUCGUUGGGCAGGCAAGAGUGAGGAACUGCAAGCAGCGGCUGCAGUCAUGUCAGCACGCGUCAACAACGCCUUGCAUCAUCUCACAAGCCCAUUGCGCAGGGUGGAAUAUAUCCUGGAGCAAGAAGGCUUUGGUCAUAGAGAAGCAGACAGCUUUGAUGAUAAGGAGCUGCUGAUGGAGGUGAUGGAGGUGCACGAAGACAUUGCUAAUGCGCAAUCUCAGGCGGUUAUCGAGAAUAUCAAAGAGAGAAAUUCUGUCAAACUAGGAGAAACGAUUCGAGAUAUAGAAGCCCUCGUUGGUGCAAAAGAUUGGCCAGCCGUGCAGGCCGCUGCCAUCAAGCUCAAAUACCUGACUGGAAUUGAUGCAGCAGCAGCAUCGUGGCCGAGCCACGUUCACGACCAUUGA